AUCAGACUGUCACACUGAAAAUUUGCAUCUGUUGAAUUAAAACAUUUAACGAUUUCAAAUCUUAAACGAAACGUCCCAACAGUAAAACAUAGAAUAAAAAUAUAAUGUGUAAUGCCCGGCUCAUACAAGAGUUGGAUACAUUUCCGUUUACGAUAGUGUUGCUAAGCAACGACUGAACAUUGCAACUGUUCGCGCUGAAAACAAGCUUCUCCGUUGGACUUUCUAUUUAUCUUUUAAUAGCAUCCCUUUUUUCCGUCUCAGUGAACGAUAGAACUCAAAUGUUACUUUUUCAUACGUUCUAUAGACCAACGUGAGAAUUGAAGACGGAUAGGCCUCACGUUACCUAAUUUCUUCAUGCGUUUCUGCAAGCAAAGACCUUUCACCACAGUUAUCAAUCUCCACUAACUUUUUGCAGAUCGAUACGAAAUGGCAUCGGGCUAUGGAUCACUUGCCACAGAGGCCAUUGUGCUGCUCGAUAAGUUCAGCGCUGGCAGGCAGUGUUUGGAUGACUUCAUGGAAGAUGCUUCAAAGGAUCUGCAGAUCAUGGAUACGACGCAUAAGAAGUUCAUACUUGAUGUCGUUUGCGGAUGCAUUGAGAACAAAGCGUUAUUGGACGUAGUCAUCAAUGUCUUCUAUGGUCAGAACGGGAAGCGCGUAUCCAUAGGUGACCGCAGCCAAUUUGUCAUCAUCUGUUACCUCGCCACGUUUUCUUUGGAUGACCUUGGACUUAAGCGUUUUAGCACCAUCAUCAGAUCUCUGGACAUCAAGAAGAUGCACACAUUCCUGACUUUCUUCUUCACAAAUCUCACAACGUGGAUACAAGAUGAGUGGAAUACUAUUUACGAUGCUUUCUAUGUGGAAGAACACUUGAUUUCCCCUUUACAAAGAUGGCGCCCUGAGAUCGAUAUUCUCAUGGACCAGCUUGCUGUCAAAAUAUCUCUCGGGAAUCAGGUCAAGAAAUCCCCCAUCAAAACCACUAAGCCUCAGGAGUUCUCUCUCACCAAGUUCCCUCACACCAGACCUCGGCCGCUGCCUCUACCUGAGCUCAUUCCGCUGCAGGGAAAAUCAAAACCAGUUCCAAAAAGUACAUACAUGUCUCCGAAAGAGAUGCAGAUGAUGGAGGAGAUCAAACAAAAGAACCACCAAAAGACUGAGGAACUUCUCUCUCAAGCAAACACGAAGCAGUUCAGAUGUGUGAACCCAGAGAAAUCUGAAACCACCAAGAGCACGAUGGCUCAGAUUAAAGAGGACUUGGAAUCAAAACUCAAGUUUAAUUCAUUUCAUUCCUCUGGACUACCCUCCAGUAAUAAGAAUAACAUGUGGCCCAUCAAGCUCAACAAUGCAGCCAUCUUGAGGCAGGGAGCGCUAUAUGAGCGUGAGGUGGAGGAGGAACUGCAAAGAAUGGAUCGUCUGGUGGAGGGGGCACGGGACCCCUCGUCUUUCCUCCAGUGGCAGAAGGAGAUGCGUGACAAGGACCUUCAGGAGGAGCUGGCCAAUAUUGAGCGUAGACGUCUGGAGGGACGCAUCAGUUACGAGGAGGCAGCUAUGGCCCGCACACGCCUAAUAGAACGCAACCAGAAGACUGCUCAGCUGAAGAAAGAAGAGACAGCUGCGCUGAUGAGGAGAUACGCAGAGAAAAGACUGCGGGAGGAAAAAGAAAUGAGAGACUUGGUGCAACAAGUGGCAGAGGGACACAAGAACUCAAAGGUGGCAAAAGAGAAGUUACAGAAAUUCAAGCAGAGCAUAGUGAAAGAAGUGGCGGAGCAAAGACGAGAGCUCCUUCGACAAGCACUGGAAGAAGCACAAGCAGAGCUCAGCAGGAAGUUCGAAGUGAUCCGAGAAAUCCACGCCCUAGAAUCUCUCGCUCCUUUGAGAGUCAGGAACUUUGACUACACAGAGUCUGCGGGCCACGAGCUGCUGGGAGAGAUGUCCCUGGUGGAGCUGAAGGAGCGUCUGGCCCUCCUGAAGGAGGCGCAGCAAGCAGAGCAGCAUGAGAAGCGUGAGCUCAUCCUGGAGGAGAAGGAGAACAAGAAGCGACUGCUGCUGGAGAAGCUGGACAACAUCAACGUUCACACCAGGGCGCUGGCGCAGGCGGCCGCCAGUAGGAAAGAGGAGAGAAAGGCCAGGCUGGCUUUUCGCCAGGCGAUGAUACAGGAUGACACCGUUUUGGCUCUGCAGAAGAAGCUCGAGGAGAAACAACUAGAGCGCCAAAGACUGAAAGCAAGAAGGCCUAAAACAGGCAGCAGCACGUAGGGGCACACACACACACCAAAGUGAGUAUGGAAUCCAAAAUAAAGAGGAACUGACUCUAAUUCAGUAAGUUGUAAGCAUUGUCUGAUUUUGUGAGUCAUUUUUCUUGCU
Molecule: messenger RNA, 2361 nt
Organism: Pungitius pungitius (ninespine stickleback)
Lineage: Eukaryota; Metazoa; Chordata; Actinopteri; Perciformes; Gasterosteidae
Gene: cfap99
Product: cilia and flagella associated protein 99
Exons: 14
Coding region: 427-2253 (608 amino acids)
Source: RefSeq, a predicted model, not a curated record